AUAUAAAAAUAUGUAAUAAAGUAUCAAAGUCUGAUGAUGCCUGCUGUGUUAGUUUGCACCGAAAAAUUAUGUGGACAAAAAGCUCAUUUAGCCAGCAAACAUUGUCAUUCCAUUUGAAGGCGCGCAUGUGACCGGAAGUAAGCAUUUUAAUGAGCAGCAAACCUCAGCUCAUAGUGUUUAACAGUGAAGUGAAUACACCUUGUGCUUAUAAAUGCCGCCUCUAAAGAGAAAAUUGCAGAGCAAUGCCUGAAUGCCGCGUGCUGGCACAACAUACCCUUUGACAUUAAUUGCCGCCAAUUUUCGUGCACCUAUGUACAUAUGGUGGAUCUGCGUGCUGCAAACAAAUCGAAUGAAUUCACAUUGGAAGUGAGAAAGCAAGAGACUCGAUCCACUCAUUUCCAUUCAUGUUCAUUUGAAUUUUUCCAAUAUUUGCGCUCAGUUGCCGUUGAAUCAAGAGAUGAAAAUUUUGAAAAUCUUAGAGGCUGUGAAUAUUCUUUUGGCAGUUGACGUGGCUAAGAUGCCUUCGUCGGCACAAACGAACGAAUAGUGUUUAUUUUGGUGUCGGAAUGAAUGCGUGUCGGUUGUGAGAUCCGGUGCAGGCAUAUUUCGAAUUAAAAAGUCUUGCUUCUAAUGGUGGGCUGACUUUAUUGUAAAUAAUUUGAAACUUAGCAAACUAAGCUGGUCAACGAAUUGUGAAGAAAACAAUCAAAAGACUUUCAUUUCCCAUCAUUAAAGCUCUUUCAAACAUGGAUCCACAACGUUAUCGGCUAGACGGUGCAUGAAGAUCGAUAAUAAAAAAUACAAAAUUACGUCCGAUUUAGUUUAUUAAAGUUUCGAACACGCUGUUUUACCACUGCCCAGCGUUUCUUUGUAUAAGUGUUUAUGUAUUUAGUUGUGUUCCAGUUUGCCUCAAAUAUAUCAAUUCGGGUGCAUAAAAUAUAUAUGUGUGUGCUUAUUGCCACUUUUUGCCCUAAUCGAAUCAUACGUGCUCGAGUGAUCAAUACUUUACUUUGAAAAAAGUUAAACAAAUAUUCCAUACUUUCUGAAAAUAUCGAAAUAAAAACAUAUUUAACUCGAAUUUCCACGACUUCACAAGUGCAACGCGCAAAAAAGUGUUUACAAGUGAACAACUCGCGGCAGUCGGUUGCAAUGUCGGUAGUCCCUCGUUGAGGUUGGUGGAAGCGUAAAUGUGUUCUUCAAAAGCUAAACAAAAUGCAUACAGAUCAAUGUGCAAGCAAAUACGAUAAAACAAAGUUCAAAAUGCAUCGCAUUGUUGUGCAUAAGUGUGGAUAAUGGAACAUGCCGGUUUUAUGGAACUUUUCAGCUGUAUCUCGAAUAAGAAAUAGACGAGCCACUAUAACCCAAUCCAACCCGAGAAAUUUAAAAUAAGAGAAGUGUGGUGCGAACUGUUUAUUUAUCUUGUGCUACUCCGUACCGCGUCUGCAGUGAUCCACACACAUAUUUAUGUAUAUACAUGCACGUGUAUGUAUGAGUAAAAGGCAUGUCAAGCUAUACGCCUAAAAUAUUUAAAAAUCAACAAAAUUUGUUUACAUAUAGUUAUCAUGUGUGGAUUUUUAAAAAUACGGUGCAAGUAUAUAAAAAUUUUACAAGCGUGAAAUUCACACAAACGAAUUUCAUGAAAUCGCGAGAGCACAUGUUAUCCGAAAACUUUUGCGGUUUUUGUUGUCAUUAUUUUCUUCACCUUUCUUCUUUUUUUCCCCUUUUUGCGGAAAGCACAAUUAGUCAUGAAUUAACAAGAAGACAGAUUUUUCAUUCACGGCGCUAUGAGUAUGUUCUGUUCUUGAAUUUAACUAAACAAUUCACUCGAAUUUGGUCGCGAUCUCGUAUUCGGAUCGUGAGUGCUUAUACAAACAGAUGUCUAUAUUGAUAGUUGCACACACGAGCGCCAGAUUUUCCAGUUGACUGAAUAGACCCCUCACGUAUGCAUCUGGGAAUGUAAAUAGAUAAUAUACGUAUACGUAUAUAGAACAAAUAGCCAAAUGAACAUGUUUGCUAGUAAAUAUAAUUUGUUAAAUAUUUAGGAGUGUAAGCAUGUAUGUACAAAUUUAGAUGAAUACUAAAAAAUAUAAAUACACGUACUUACUGUAUGCACAUACAAAAACUGAUGCAAUUAAAUAUCUAGAUACUCAUACUUUUGGAAUGUCAUACCAGAAAUGAAUCACUACUUGGGUCUCCUUGUGCCAAGAACUAUUUAUUUUCAAUAUUUUUUCUUCGUAAAAUUAGAUUUUUAUAAGUAUUUAUUUCAAUUUCAAUUUACUCAUAUUUUAUUCAAACUUUUGUUUACUAUAUUCCAAAGAUACAUAUUUUACACAGAUUUUUUGAUUUUUUCAAACAAAAUAUUAAAUAUCAAAAAACCAACACUAUGUCAUUUCGGACAGUGUCUGGAAAAUAAUUGUUUUCGCAUUGAUAGCAGAACUUCUUAUAUGAUAAUCAAAACUGAAAAGACAAAAAAGUAUUUUAAUUAAGACCGUAAACUUGGUAUUGGACGACAAAAAACGCAAAUUUUUGUAAAAAUGUCUCGACGUUUUUUUAAUAGUUGUGAUUGAACAAAAGAUCCUUCGUUCAAGAGUUUGUUAAUUAUAACUCGCGGCUUCUGGAAGACUUCAUUAAGUUCGAUUGAGUAUUUCUUGAGAAAUCUUGAAACCCGACUUUGAAAACACAGCUUCAAAAAAAUUCAUAUUAAGUUUUAAGUGACUGUAUGCAAUAGUUGAUCUCGAGUACGCAACUUUUAAAGGCUGUAGCUCAAACUACAUAUUACUCAGAUCAACUUGAGAAUUUGAAACAAUAGCAUCUACAUACCCACAUAACCCAUUAAAACUUAGUUAAUUUGUUGGUGUGGUAAUUUACUUUUCCUUCUUAUGCUAAAACUCAUAUUCGCUUGGCCUUUCCAUUGGAGUAGGGAUCAGCAAUUUUAAGUCUCUAAGAUCUGGCUAUGCACCCAUUAGUAAUUAAUUUUUAAAUAUCUUAAGUGGCGUCUUUUAGGAGUGAAAUGAUUUCAAAUCUGGAAUUUUUUUUGUCUUUUCUGUGUACAAUUGCAGAGAUAUCUUAGCCAGAAUGUAAUUGCCAUAACCUUUCAUUACAUUGCAAGAUAUUGUUCUUAUUUGCCACUAUGAAACAGUAUUGAAAAGUCGAAACAUCAACUUCGAUUGUACAUGAACAGUUGGGUUCUACCAGUUUAGUUUAAUAUUGUAGCACGACAGGGAGAGCAAAGCAGGGUAUUCCUUUUCAAUCUUCGAUCUUUUUCAAAAACGGCUUUGUUAUGUGAAGCGCUCUGUUUUCUUGAGUAUUUUCGAAAAUUUUUCCAUUUGAUUAUGCCAUCAAUUGACAGGUAUACCAAUUUACGUCCAACUUAAUAGUUUACACAAAAAGUAUAGACACCAUUUGCCACGGUUGUUGGUUCAUCUUAACAGGACAUAGUCCCACGCCUUAAUUAUACAUAAUUUGAGUCGCAGUAUCUUUCCUCAAUAAACUAUUAAUUUUCAUCUUGUUUGACAUUCGAGCAUUAUCCAUUCACUAUUUGUAUUUGGAGAUUUGGAGACACCUUAAAGUGGGACGGGUAGUGGUCAAAAUUGUGAGAUAUCAAUAUCACAUUCAAAUAAGUACAAAAACCUUACCUCAAUUUCGAAGUGAUCUUGACCCAAUUUUCGAGUAGCUUUCCUAUUAUCAAUUCUACUUAAAACCGUAUAGCGUAUCCGCGGAUGAAAAAAGUCUUUCCACAAUAGUUUAGUGAUCGUUGAUUACGCAAGCGUUAAAAUAAACAUCUUUUAAUAACUUAAGAGUGACGUCGAUUGCGUAAGUUUCAUACGCAUACAUAUGUACAUACAUUUAAAAUUCAAACUUAGAAACAACUAUUACUCCCGGUCGGUCUUACUCAAUUUAUAGUCCCCGUGUUUUUUUUUUAUUAUUAAAAAAAAUUGGAAUGAUGAUACCGUACAAUACUACAGAUUAUUUAGUAAACAAAAGCAAAAGUUUUAUAUUGUUUGCUGACGAGUUAGUAAUUAAAAGAGGCACACAGUGAAUGGAAACUAAUUUAUUUGUUUUAUUGUAAGAAAAUUACUAUACUAUAUACCUGAUAUUCAGUUUUCCCUCCUCAGUCAAUUAGACGAAAGUUUAAAUGUAAGCAGAGGCACGUAUAAAACUAAACAAUUAUAUGGUAACCCUGCUUAUAAAAUUGUAAUGAUGGUAUUAAUGCACACAAUCAUUUCUGGCAGCAUUAUUUAAAAGUCGACAUGAAUUUAUAAUACCUGAUUUAUAUUGGGCGGCGCGGUUGGUUUCCUUCAAAACAAACACCGAAACAAAAUUUAUCAGAAAUUGUAAAUAUUUAGAAUAACUGGCCAUUUGAAAAAUACAAGUGCUUUGCCUAGUUCAUGCCCCAUACAAGUAAAAUAAUAUUUACGAACCUGCAAUUGAAGUCGUAAAGCUGUGGUGUACUGUAGAGAAAGUUUAAGUUAUUUGGAAACACCGUCAGUAAUUUUGAUAAUAAAUAAAUAUAGUUUUCAAACAAUACUUAUUUUGUGGAUAAAUCUGGAGACAAAAACUAUUUGAUAUUCUUUAAGAAAGUUUGCAAUCAAGAAGUUUGUUUUAAGAUGUUAAAAAUCAAAUUUUUAGCAUUUUUUCUUGUAUUUAAAUUAUUAAUAAAACAGUAAGAAUUAUACUAUGCAAUUGACUUUCUAAAAAUUUCAUUAAAAAUGAGAAAAAACUAAAAUAAUUAAAUGAAAAUCUUAACUAUUUUAUAAUUCAAACUUUCUUUCGUUUAUUUCUGAAAAGUUUGAGGUUCUUCGAUAUAUUAAUGUAAUUUCUUCUUAACAAGAUGUGUUGACAUCUUAGCUUUAUCACUUAAUUAGACACGGCCAACAUUUUGACAGUCCAUUUACCAUAUUUAUUUCCAGAUGGAUCUUUUCUCGAACUAUCACUUAGGUUUUUAUUUUAUUUAGGAAAGCUUUAUACUGAGUAAAUACCUUACUCUUACUAUUCAUUUCAUUUCCAUGAAAGCUUAAACUUUCCAAGUCAACAUAUUACUUUUAUACAUCAGACUCUAAACAAAUCAAUUUAACGACUAUGUACAUAUAUAACUGUACUGUGAUUUCUCGAUUGAACAAACUGAAAUAAAUUGCUUAUAGACCAGGCUAUAAUAACAAAACCAAACUUACUUUAACUAAAAAUGAAAAUAAAUGUAUGUAUAAGUAUAUAUUCAUAUACAUAAGUGCUCCAUUUUCCAUCUCAGCAGUAGCGCGUCGGCAAAUUUAGAAUGCCGUAUAUCAUAAAAAAUUUUCAUGCCGAAACGAAAAGAUAUUGUGAACUACUAUAGCUGCCACAUACUAUUUACGUAUUUACAUAUUUAUAAAGAAAACACGAAGAAGUUUUAACAUUUAAAAUGCGAAAUUUUUUUAAUUAUACAAACAAUCACGAUUCAUUUAUACAAAAACAUAAAAAUUUCAAGUGCCCCAGUGCGUGUGUCUGCAAUUCCGAACUAAUUAAAACAAAAAUUUGUAUGACAAUAACAAGAUGCAGGAGAGGAUCUGCAAAAUAUAAUGAAAUUCUCGUGAUUACCACAUACGUCACAACCAAACUAUGGGACCGCCGGGAAAAAGAAAGAAUUUCUGUACAUCGAGACGAUAACCAUAAAUUGGGUUAUUGCAUCCGCCUACAAUCCCCUACGAAAAUUACGAAAAUAUAUAUAUAGAGAAAGAAAAUCUAUGUAUACUCAAAACGAGUAUUUGAAAAUUAAGUGAAAUCAGAAAUAUACAUUCGUAUCUACGACAAAACAAAAAAUAUUUAUUUAUUUCGCAUUGAGUUGCCGUUAGCGAAAAAUGUUAGAUAUAUUUCGUGGCUUGAAAAACCUUGUAAAGGUCAGUCACAUUAAAACCGAUUCGCCAGUAUUCCGCCUACACUACUCGAUAACUGUGAUGAUUUUGAUGUCUUUCUCAUUGAUUAUAACUACAAGACAAUACGUUGGCAAUCCCAUUGACUGUGUUCACACCAAAGAUAUUCCAGAAGACGUGCUCAAUACAUAUUGUUGGAUUCACUCGACAUAUACUUUGCGUGAUUAUUUCGGUAAAAAGCAGGGCAUAUCUGUACCAUACCCUGGUAUUGCCAAUUCGGAUGGUGACGUUCACACCAAGAAGUACUACAAAUACUAUCAAUGGGUGUGUUUUUGCCUAUUUUUUCAGGCGAUUUUAUUUUACACACCAAGAUGGCUGUGGAAAUCUUGGGAAGGUGGCAAAAUUCAUGCACUUAUCAUGGACUUAGAUAUAGGAAUUUGUUCCGAAGCCGAGAAAAAACAAAAAAAGAAAUUACUAUUAGAUUACUUAUGGGAAAAUCUAAGGUAUCACAACUGGUGGGCUUACAGAUACUACGUGUGCGAACUACUGGCACUCAUAAAUGUGAUAGGUCAAAUGUUUCUUAUGAAUCGAUUUUUCGAUGGCGAAUUUUUGCAAUUUGGCUGGAAGGUUAUAAAAUAUAUGGAGGACGAUCAAGAAGAUCGAAUGGAUCCCAUGAUCUACAUAUUCCCUAGAAUGACCAAAUGUACAUUUUUUAAAUACGGUUCAAGCGGGGAGGUGGAGAAACACGACGCCAUUUGCAUACUGCCAUUAAAUGUUGUUAAUGAGAAAAUAUACAUUUUCCUUUGGUUUUGGUUCAUACUUUUAACGUUUCUAACACUGUUAACGUUAAUAUACAGGGUGGUAAUUAUAUUUUCACCGCGCAUGAGGGUGUACUUGUUUCGUAUGCGAUUUAGGUUAGUGCGUCGAGACGCUAUUGAAAUAAUCGUUCGUCGGUCGAAGAUGGGCGAUUGGUUUUUAUUAUAUUUAUUAGGUGAAAAUAUAGAUACGGUUAUAUUUCGUGAUGUUGUACAGGAUUUAGCCAAUCGUUUAGGACAUAACCAACACCAUAGGGUGCCUGGACUGAAAGGUGAAAUACAGGAUGCAUGAUAUUGGGAGUAUUAGAAAGUAUACAAAAUGCAAUUUGUCGUCUCAAUAUAACCGUCACUAUCACAAAUAAUAAUAUCAACACCAAAACCGCUUUAGUAACAGCAGCAGUAGCACCGGCUUCCAAAAAUUCUCACCAAUGCAAAACUAAUAAAAAUAAAAACAACAGAAAAACUCCAAAAAAAGCGAAACCACAUUAACGCCAUCAGUUUCACCGGCAUUUAAUAUAAUCCGCAACAAAUACAUUUUCUAAGAAAUAAAUAUUAAAAGCAGAACGCUUUCAUAAUAGACGAUGUUAGUAUAAACCAAAAGUCAAAUAGUGUGUGACAGCGACGAAUUGUUUAUACAUAUAUGUGUGCGAAUGUGUGUAAACUAAACAAUUAAGCGUAGCAUAUGUUAGGAAUAGCAACUAAGUGUGUUCAAGCAGACGAUCUCACCUACAUUCGUAAAUCACCGAGACGCAUCCAAAUAUUCAUAGCUUGUCAUGUUAUAUUAACAACCGAAAAGUACUACGACUGAGACGACACCCGCGAAAGAUUGCAUUAUUGUAAUGAGCCAACAAGGACAAGUAGCAGUCAGCCAGCCUACCAGCCAGACAGCAAAGGGCCGCGUUUACUUCACCAAUAACAGGCAAAUUCAGCAUCCCCACAACUACAUGCAUCACAUCACAUUACAUCGCAUCGAUACAUUCACAUGUAGCUCGAAAUUCAAAGCUUUGCAGUGGUGUACUUGUCGACGGCAACAAAGGAAGGAAGGAAGGAAGUGAGGAGAGCUCUCAUCUUUUAUAUAAAACUCUACCAAAAGAAACCAACCAAAAAAAUCUAUCAUAGCGCCGACAGCACACCAACUUACACCAAUACUUGCAUAUAUAUGUAUUUUAUAUAAAAUAAAAAACAAAAUAAAAAAUAUUAAUUCCAAUAUCAUAAGCUGAAAUAAUUAGCAUAACAACGACAACAAGAUUAGUGUAAUUCAUUUCAUAGUUAAUCAGGAGUACUGUACGACACACGCAUACAUACAAACCAGUUGAAACGAAAAACAAAAACAAGAACAAAUAACGAGUAAACGUAUUGUAAUUAUACAAAAUCAUAUGAAAAUUUUAUGAAAUAUGCAGAAUAGCCAUGAUAACUCAUCAACUAAAUAUCUAUACAUACAAGUACAUAACACAUAAACAACUACAACAAUUCAGAUAUAAGCAAAAAUAAUCAUCAAAGCAUACAUACAUACAUACAUAAAUACAUACAUAUAUAGCGCGCCUCAUUAAAUAACCGAGAAAAGUAGCAUUUAAUCUGAAGACAUACUCGUGCGUCUGUACAUGAGAGCAUUCAUGCAUACAUUGCAAUAAGCAAAUACAAAUAGUAAAUAAACGAAUAACUUUUUAAUUACAAUUAAAAUUAUAAUAUAAAGUAUGAAUGAACUUAAAAACGAGUUGAGACAAGAUUAUAUCAUUAUGAAAUAGUUACGUCAGUGCGACGUAUAUUACCGUUAAGAAAUAGUUAGUGAAACCAAAUACACUGCAUAUUUAUAUAAGUAUAUAAUAUAUAAUACUUAAGUUCAGUCUUACCUAGGUUGAUGCAUUAACAUACACAAAUGCAGAUAUUAUAGUGAAGCCAAGGCGAUAAUGAGCUGUUUUUCACAGAAUAUACAUAAACAAAGCAGUGGAAAGUGCUUGCAAUUUAUGAACCACAAGCAAGUAAACUUUUCAAGUAUGAGUGAAAAUUUAAGGCAAAAGGUAGCAAAUAAAUAAUUAAUUACGUAAAUUACUGAACAGUAGUAAGCAGUAUGAAGGCACUUUCAUACUCAUAUUCAUAUACCAAUUUUUAAGAAUCGAAACUUAUAUUAAAACGAAACGAAGUGAGCGGGGAUAUAUGUGCAUAUGUGUGUACUAUUGCAGAUGUGUAUAUGCGGAAGUGCGUCUGGGCAUAUGCCAUGUGGGUUGUAUAUAAGUUUGUAAAUACUAAAAACCAAUAUUUCAUAUGCAAUGUAAGCAAAACAAGCGCACAUUUGCAUACAUACAUACGUUUGUAUAUAUGCAUAUGAAGAUGUACAGAAAUUUGUGGUUAUAUUACCAACUAAUGCUUGGGUUAAAUGCAAAGCUAUAAUUUUGAAUCGAUCACAGUAAGCUCUAGGUUUGUCGCUCGUCAGUGCAUACAUAUAUACAUCCAUUACCAAAACAUUCGUAUAUUACAUAGUUUUCAAGUAUCCGUCCAAAUAAUAUGGUUCGUACACAUCAGACAUGCAAAUUCAUAAAUACAAUUGAUUGUGGUAGCAUCCGUUAGUUAGGAAUUUCCUAUAGAUAUGUAUGUAUAUUGAAGCAGAUUUUGAAUUGGGAACGCAAAUGACACUCGUACUGCCCACUUUUUAUUAAGCAACUAAUUGCAUUGUAAACAAAACCAUAAAUUACAUAACGAUUACAAAUAAAUUCAUACUCUUGUAAGUUACAACAAUAAUGCCAUGUUACCAAUUUUGGAAUAAUUAAUAUAAUUAUAAACGAUUGACGCUAUAUUGGCUUUGGGAACUACACACUCUUCAGUGCCAUUGAAAUGCGCUUAAUUUCAUAUUUUCCAAAAAAGUUGGUCACUUUUUCCAAUAUCUUUCAAAUAGCAACAUUCCGGCCGAAGGUUUAACUCAUUUUGAUCCUUCUCCAGCGUUGCUCGCUCGCAAUGCUCAAAUGUACAGUUACCUAUGCGUUUUUUCUAAUUCGACAGGAGGUAAAAGCCCAUAUGAGGACUUAAUAGCAUGUAUCCAAUCUGUAUAGAUAUAAAAAUUGGAUAGAUAAGCUGAUUUAUAUGUACUAAUUAGACAAAGUGUACCGACCUUUAGUAUUUUUGCGGAGAGACUUGACAUUCCACUUGAAUGUUUGUGAAUCAGCAAUUAUAUUUAUUUUAUUGGGUAUUUAAUACUGCAUCUAUAUGCAGCAGAUUUAUAAAGUUUACAGUUUCUGCAAUCAAACUACCACCUACAUAUGUGGUUGGUUUUCAAAAGCUCAACGGGUCAAUAUAAACCUGGACUUCCUCUUUACUGGCGUGGGCACCGUUUACGCGGUUAUAGCCGGACUCGACUUAGUGGUAGUAAUUAAAUUCUCAAGCUGCCAGAUAAUUCCUUCGGAAUAUCUUUUCCUGAAUUCUCAUGUGAUUGUUUGUUCCAAAAGCCAAACAUAUGUAUUAUUGAUUUCAUCCCUCACGAACUAAAUGUAUUUAUGCAGGGUUGCUACAAUAUUGUCAAAAAAUAUUAGUAAAUGAUUUAUUUACGGCUACAAUAAAUAUGUGACAUUUCAAAAAAAAAUUAAAAACCAGAGCCAAAUAUUAUUAGUUCUACACAAAAAAAACAUAUCUUAGAGAUCACCCAGGCGUUUUUAGAUCGCAUCUACUUCCCCAAUUACAUAAACACACGUGUAAAUAUUAUAUUAAGGAUUCUCUGUCUUAUUAUAGCGAAGUACUUGUAACUAGACUACAGAUGAAAUUACACUGCCAGAAUAAUCAAAACAUAAAAUCCAUAAAUUCAACAACCUUACGGGUAUGAAGCAAUAGUUGGUGGCAAGCACAAGUCUCUUGCCGACAUAUUUUACACGUGUCACAUACAGAGAAACAGACGCCGAUCACUGAAGUAUCCAAAAUUCAAAAAGUGAAACAUAAAAGGUAAUAUAGCCACAAAUGAUAAAUCGCAUUGAAUUAAUUCACAUAAAACACCAAGUGUAUUUACAGACAUAUGCACAUAAAUUCGAAAAUUAAAGUAAAUUCAAAACAAACACGCGGUGCUAGUAAGAUAAAUAAUACUUUUACUAAUAAAAACAAUAAAUGCUGUAAAGUUAUGAAUAAAAUAUAUGUAAAUUUAAGCAAUAGAAACGAAUUGAACAAUUGAACUAUAUCAUUAUAUUAAAUAAGUAAUGCUACCAAAAUACAUAUACGAAAUAAUAACGGUUAAGUAAGUACAACUUAGGAAAAGAUUAAAUUAGGUAAUUAAAAUAAUAUUUCUAAACAAACAACUAGUGUAUGAUAAAACUGAAAUCAUGCGUAAAUUAUAGCAUACUGUGAGUAUUAAUAAAGUUAGCAAUAGAUUUGUUCCUGGACAAAUUUUCACAUUUGUAUGCGAAAGUAAAAAUUGAAAAAAAAAACGUAUAAACUAAAAAAAAAACGCAAAAAAUAUCUCAUAGAUUUUUAAUUAAUAAAAAGUAAUAUUUAUACUUUCAUGUAAGAGAUGCAUAGUUUUUGUACAUACAUACAUAUGUAUCAAUAAAUGAAUAUGCAAUAUAUUUUAAGCCUGCAUAGAAUUCACAUUAUUGGAUGUAGUUAUUAGUUACUUGUAAAAUUGAACGUAUUCGUGACCCUUGGGGCGCUUUUGUACCAGAGGACUCACAAAUUUUUGAGCAAAUAUAUUCAACUUAAUUCAAUGCCGCAACAAUUUCCAUAGCAAUCGAAAAAUUUUACAUACUUAGGAGGGCAUAAUUUUCCAAAUGCAAAACUAGCCAUUUAUUAAUUGAGUGUGACUGCUACUAACAAUAUAAAUUUGUAUAUUUUUCCAAAUUCGGUUAAACAUUUAUAAUUAAGCAUCGAUUUGCAUCUCCUUUCAUACAUUAGGCACGGAGUCAAAUUAAAAAUAUUUCUUAAUAUGGCGAAUAUAAGCAGUGGGUGAAAUUCGCCCAUAGCUGUUAGAUAGAAAUUGCUAUAUUACAUUUAUUUGUUUUAUGUAUUUAAAUUAGUACUUCAUAGUUGCAAUAAAAGCUGAUCAUGUUAGAAAUAUUAACAAGUAUUUUAGAGCACAAUAAUAUGCGAUGCUUAAUUGCAUUAUUGUCUCGGUACCAGAAUUAUUCAGACUCGAUUAGCCAAAAUAGCUGUACAAGUUAAUAAUUUAAUAUACGCAUAUAUAUAUAUAAAUAUACCGUAUGGAAGCAAACAUUUUGUAAAACCUAUUAUAGCUAUUAUAAAGUAGCCUAAAUCAACGAAAAUACGAGAGUACUUACACAUCGGAAGCUUUAUUUUCAAAGUUUUCAAAGCUUAUGAUUUCGACACGAGCAAAUUAAGAUGAAAUAUAUACUAAAUACACACACAAUAUGUAUAAUAUUGGAGCAUUUCUUUUAAUUCGAAAGCAAAGUAAAUUGGUUAGUGUAAUUGGGUAUUGAUGUUUUAAAUUAAGUUUGUAUUUUUUCAUUUAUUUUGCCUAACGUUUCUUUGUGGUAUUGUAUAGUUUGUAUUAAGAUUUGUCUCAACAUUAAUCCCCUAUCUUGGACAAGUUUGAAAAAGCAAAAAUGUGACAUGAAAUAGGACCUUUUAGAGAGAUGAAUCGAGCAAACGACUGGUAUAAAUGCAGCUAACUGGCAUAAUUUAAAGGUUAUUAACUGUAACAAUUUUACCAAUUUAACCAGCAGUAUUGAAAAAAUUAAAUAUAAUAGAUUUGGUUUGCUCAAAUGUUUAAUUUCUAACAAGUGACAGCUCGGGCAUAGCAAGAGAAUUGAAUCAUAGGUGGCUAAUAUUUUCCGAUGUAUGAAUAGUAAGUUGGCGCAGCCAGACUUAGAAGUGUUCGACAUAAGCUGGUUUAUAAAUAUGUAUGAUAUACUCCUACUUACGUUUACUCUUAUUAACCACUAGGUCGAUUCUUUUGGUUUAAAGGUAACUCAUACUAUUGCCCGACAAAUGAUUUCAAUGCCAACCACGAAUGUAUUGAUUUAAGGGAUAAACUGAGACCGACGUAGAAUUGUUAGAAACUAUUUAUUAAUUCCAAAUUCUUUUUUCACUGAUAUUCUGAGCUCAUUGGUCUAAAGGUCUAAAAACAAAUUAUUAGGGUCAAUAAGAGGAUGAUUAUUUGCUCGUUUUCUUCAGCCUGGAAUUUUCAACAUCGCAAGAAGUGGUACUUGUAUUAAAACCUUUGGAACAAAAUUAUUUCAUCCGGUUUAUUAAUCUUUCUGAAAAUAUUUUAGCAACAAGAAAGUAGUUCACUGAAUAAUUCAACUCCUCGUUUUGAACACUUAAAAGUUGUCGAAGACAGACAAUAUGCUUUAUAAUAUCUAGUCACAAACUUUAGUUACUUAGGACAGUUUUCUUAGCGCCCGGUUAACAUUAUCCUUAGCUUCUCUACAGAGAGCUUGAUUUUACUGAAUGUGAAGAGAGAAAAGUUCAGAAAACUUGCGUUGUGAAAUUCUUAUCAUGGUGACAACAGCGCUGUGUUUCAGAGGAAUAUUUGCAUUAUAUUCCGAAAAUUAAAUCUUUUUAUUUUUGUUGCAAUAUGCAUAUAUAAAAAUGCGUAACUUGUAAAUAUAUACAUAUAAUAUAUAAUGAUAAAGAUCAACAAAACAGUCCACGUCUGAACGCCACCUAUCUUUUUUUGUAAAGAUUUCACUGCUGACAGCUGUGAUUCAAAGUUUUUACUAGAAGCUAAGGCUCCUGCUUUCAGUAAAGCUUAUGAGAACAGAUAGUGACAGAUUGUUGGUAAGCAGAUAUCCAGAAAACCAUUUUUCUUGACGAUAAAGUUCUGGUUAGGCGCUUAAUCUUAUAUUGAGGAAACGGUCCUUAGAAAUUUUUCCACUCACAUUCAAAUUCAUGAAUAUAAAAUAUACUUAUUUUUAACAAAAUGAUUAUGAUUUUGUUUUAUGUGACGAAAAAUAUGUAUGAUUAAUAGGACUUAACAAAUCAUUACGCCUUUCUCUAGAUAAUUUUGUGUAAUAACUACUUUCUAAAUUUCAAGUGAUAAAAAUUUUAAUAUAUUAUACAUCCAGUCAUUGAGUAGUAAAGUAAAUCAAAAAAAGUGUUUUAAUUUUUAUAAUUACCCCGAGUAUAGUGCUCUUGGUUCCAUUUCGAACUAGAAGACAGUCCCUUUAAAAACAUUUCCAUCAUAUAAAAUAUGUUGUAUCUUUUUCCUCAGUUCAGUUUGUGUAUUUUAAUGGGAAAAAAAAUAUUUUAUUGACAUUUCUAGUGGUGCAGCCAGUUAUAUGACAGCCUUAAAUUCAUACAUAAUUAUUUACUGUUAAUUUUGAUAUGACUUUUACAACAUAUUUUCCGUCAAAACUAUGAUAAAAUUAAAACAUUUACUGUUUAUAAAAAGUAUUUUUGAGUAUUUAAUAGUUUUUAUUAAUUUGUGUUGGAAGUCAUAAGUUGAUAACUAAAAAGCGUAAACUCUUGUAGAAGCUACUAAUUGCAAUAUUUCAGCAAUGCAACACAGUAAAUUACGCCAAUUUCAGUUUAAUACAAGAAAAUUUGAAAUUUAACAUACAACUUUAUUUUGUAAGUAUUUCUCAAUAUUAAAAUGUUUAAGGAAGAAGUUCAUUAACAAAUUGUAGAAAACUGCCAUUCAUAAAAAUACAAUAAUUGUAGUUCAUUUACUUAGUUAAACAAUUAUCACUUAGAUCAAUUAAACAUUAUAACCAGCAUAAUUAUGCACUUUAAUUAAACCACAAAAUAGUGAGUAACUAGGAAAUGAGUUUUUGUAUAUGCUUAAGUUUUAGAAAUUUAGAAGACAAUAAUUAGAAAGAAAGUAUGCCCUAUGCUAUAGCGCAAUGUAUUUUCACAUUUUACCUUAACAAUAUAUGAAUAUAUAUAGCGUGAAUUAGUAUACUUUUAGGCGCAUCUGUUGGAAUUAGAUCUUGUUUUACAUAGUUGCACUAAUGCGUAUUCUUUUAGUAUUGCCUUAGUAAAGAAAUGUUUCUCUGCUACUUAUAUUGCAAAUACAACGCUGUGCUUGAAAAAUAAGACUAAAAGCAUAUAAUGAGCCAGUUUCACCUUUCUAAAAAUAAUUCUGAAGCAGAUACAAGAUGGUGGACCCUCACUGGCUCUGGAUACUCUCUGCUUAAAGAACAUUUAACAUAUGUAGUUAUAUUAAUAAUAUACGACAAAACUUCAUUUGUAAGAAAAUAUGUAUGUACAAAUUCAAUUGUAGAUUGAGGUAAGAAUGGCACUUAAAAGGGGAUGUGUGACAGCAGCUAUGAUCUUAUCUAUAAUGUCUAAUUUUUCACAAACUCAAACAACAUUAAAUUAACGAUAUUUAUUAUUUUGUUCUUCUACGAUGUAUCUUAAAUAUUUGCAAUAGCAACGUGUUGUACUGUUCUAUUUCACUUCAAAUUCACAUUUACUUGCUUGUAAAAAAACGAUUAAGAUGACCAAAAUUUUAAUGUGAAUAGUUUUGAACAAAACCUCGUCGCUUCUUAUUUCGCUCAAAUAAUACUUAAUAAAAUUUGAAGAGUGAAAUUAUAUAUUUCCUCUGCCAAAAUCUAACACAGCUUUGAUUUUCUCUCUUUGCUGACUUCUUGUCGUAGAUCAAUUUAAGAUUUUAGUUGAGUUAUAAUGCAUUAAUACUGCAAAAUGCCACUGCUUAUGCAUAUAUCGACGUAUCACCAAAAGAUAAAUACAUAUAUGUAUACACAUGACUUCUAAUUGUCCAAGGUCCAGCCACCUUUAAUUUGCUGGAUUGUGCAUGAAAUAUUCUCACAGAGCAUUCACAUUCAUUUUGGUUGAUUUAAAUGGAUUUUGUGGCAAGUCGGUUAUUUUCUUCUACAGUACCUCUAAUAUUGUCAUGAAAUAUUCAUGACUAAAACAAACAACUUUAUGAAGUUUUUAGAAUAAAUCCUUAUAUGCGAACAUUUACGCUACAUUUCUUAGCCAAAUUUCACCUGACUAAGAUAAAAAAAUUUUACAUAUAUAAUCGUAUGUGCAAAGCAAUAAAAUUAGUCACUUAAUUUUUUUCUAUCCUCUCUAAGUCACACUCCUCGCAAGCAAUACGCACUUUAUAUUAAAAAAUCGGAUUCAAUAAUUUUUUUAUUCCUUGGAAUACUAAUAAAAUUGCCUUAUAUUCAAAAUAAUAAUAAUAAAAUUCAAAAUAAAAUAAUUAUACAUUGUAUUGUAAUAUAAAAGCAACCCUAUUGAAAUCUUUAGCAAUAAAUUGUAAUAAAUAUUUAGGAUAUUAUAUACUAUUAGAUGCAAAGUUAUAAACUUACUUAGGUCAAACACAUGUACAAAGUGUAUAUAUCUAUUUUAUUUAGUAAAUAAUUACCUAAUAUAUAAAUUAAUGCAUAUGGUAUUCAAAUAUAGCAUAGCACACAUAUAUAUACUUACAUCCUAUUUUGUAAAAUUCAGUAAAUUAUUUACUCAUUAUUUACUUUUCAUUUCUCAGUACGUCCACAUUAAAACACUUCUUUGAAUACCGAAAAACAGUUUAAAAAUUUUAAUAAGCUAAACAACACACUGUAAAGUAAUUGCGUAAAUAAUUUCAAAAACAAAUUCGCCAAUUGCCUUCAACUAGAAGAAUUUCGAUCUAAAACCAUAUACAAAGCAAAAGCGAUAUACAUAAUGAAAAUAAAUAAAAUAAAAUAAAGAAAGGCAGAUGAUAAAUACAGCAUGCAGAAAAUAUUAAAUCAAUAACUAAGUGAAAAUCCAAACUAAAACAAAAACGAAAAAAUUAAAAUGUAUUACAAAAAUAACUUAAACCUAUCAGUAACUAAUUGCAGCAGCGCGACAACUGCUCUCGGAAAUACGAACAAAAUUUACAGAAACAAAAUAUACACAUAUACAUGCAUAUAUACAAAUUGAAAUAAAUAAUAAAAUAGAAAGAUAGCAAUGCAAAAGUUUACGUAAGCAAACAAAUUAUUAGACUUUAGCAUAAACAGCAACAACCACAAAAGAGAACUGAAGUAAUUGCAGAGAUUUUAUUGCCAUAUUUGAAUUAUAUAAUAAGCGGUAAAACAAGAUAAUAUAGACUAAUAUACAUAUAUAGUAUAUAUACAAUAUACAUACAUAUACACACAUAUGCGAGUAUAUAUAGAUGACGCGAAACUUUAAAACAGAAAAGAACAGAAAACUUACUCGAUUAUUUUAUCUACAUACAUGAGAAUACAUAUAAGCAAGAACAAUAAACAGAAUCAUACGCAUACAAGUAAAUAAACCGUUACUUACAUAUUUAAAUGUAUCAUUAAUUGAAACAACUAACGAAAUAAUUAAUACAUAAUCAUGAACAGAACCAAUUAAGUGAAACAAAAAGUGAGGAAAAGAAGUCGAUUUCAUGCGCAGGAAUUUAUAUCAAUUACGAAUAUAGCACGAGCAAAAAAGUAUUUACAUAGGAAAAUACGCAAAAUCAAGCUUCGACAUGUGGCAACAUGUAAGUGGAAAAUAUACGAACAACGCUUGACAAAACGUAAGAGCAUAAAAAUCAGCAGAGCGUGAAAGAAAGACGAAUUUAAGUCCAACUGUAUAGUUUCAAUGUCCAUCAUAUGUUAAUUACAAAUUUAUAGGAGCAACAUUAUUUCAUGUACAUAUUUGCUUGUUACAGCAGCUGCGCUAUCAGCAACCAAAUAUUCAGUUUGUCUUCAAAACCAUUCCCAUUAGAGUGUAUUUCAUGUGUUUAAUAUCACUUUGAAAACAGCUUCCAAAAAUAUACAUCUAACAUACUGUAUAUGAAAAGGUAGAAUUUGCCUUAGCUAUGUUAAAGGGUUGCAGAAUCCCUUACAAAAAUUAUGUUUUUCAAAAGUUUCUCUCUCAGCAGCCAAAGUGCAAUACCACCACAUUUCCGCAAGGAACGAUUAUAUAGAAUAUCAAACGAAGCACCAGAUUAUUAAUUAAACUGUAAUCUCCGCCAUGUAGCCUCAUUCAGAAAAAAUAUUUCGAGUUAUUUUGCUUUCCCAAGCAUUUAACUAAUUGAUAAUAAGCAAACGUUCAAAUCCUAAUUUCGAAAUGGAGAUGGGAAGCAAAUAUCUAAGAUUUCUUAGGAAAAGUCUUGACAAGUACAAGUUGUGGCUGCUGCACUAAGCUUCUGUUUGGAAAUGAAAAUAAGUCGAAUAAAUAGUUUCUUUUCUGACAAGCUUAUCCCUACGUCUUCAGACUAAUUGUUUGCCUUCAGAAUCCCCAAAACAUCUGUUUCUGGCCAUUUACAUGUGUUUGACAAACCAACUAUAUUUUCCCAGAAAACUCACUACAAAAUCUGAUUUUUAAUAGUGAGAAUGAGUUAAGUUUUCGGUAAUGAAUUCAAAAGAUUUCGGCUGAUAAACUGAAAUAUUACCUGUAUGGCUCUGUAUUGAUUCGAUGGUUCAGAUCUCUUCUCAAUUUUUUAAUGAACUCGUAAGAAAAUAUCAAUAAAUUGCACACAAAAUUUACAUGCCUUAACAAAAAUGGUGUUAAAGUUUGAUGAAAGCAGCUUGAGCAAGUAAAUGACUAUUUAACGUUAUAAGCAACAAAUCUAUCUACCAGAUGAUGUUCACUUGACUCAAAAAACGCCGAUAAUUCGUUAUUGAAAUCUCACUUAAGUUUUUGACAAUGAACAUGAGUUAUUUCUCCAUAAUUGUUAAACGAAUUAUAAAUUGCAAAACCAAACUGUAACAAUAUCUUCGUGAAAAUAUCAAAUUAAAUAGUUUUUUUAGUGUAAAAUUAACUGUAAACUGGCAUGAACUCACCAGCUUCAGUGGCUCUAUAAAGUCCUCACUUUUUGUUUGUACUCUAUCGUCUGCUAUCAGAUUUGAUUUAAUCGCACAAAUACUCAUAAGUUGCUAAAUAUAUAUAAAGAAGUAUUUUCGAUUUAGUCUUUUAUAUUUUGUUAGUAAAUCCGCUUUAACUAUUAUUAUUAAAAAUAAAUAUUCUAUUCUAGAGUAUGUCUAUGUUUGAUUGUAUAAGUGAAGUUCGACAAUUAACUAAACUAACUGACAGUACUCCGGAAUUACUUCAGAGAGAGUCGUUGUCAAGCAUUUACCUUCCAAAUAGAUUGUUUUCGUAUGCUCAUAUUUUGACUUGUUCUUAUGUAAUUAUAGAAAUAUUAGGAAAUUUUAAACAGUGACAUAAAUUAUUAAGCUUAUAGAUGAAAUUAGGGAUUAUACUGGAUUUUAGGAAGCAUUUUAAAUUACUCACAGUUAGUGGUUAUGAUUUUGUUCAUAAUAAAUGCGAGCAUGGUUAAUAAAGCUUUAAUUUGAAAAGCUGUAGUGAAAUAAAAAAAAAAAACCAAAACAAAAAAGAAAGAUAAAGCAAAAAAUAUUGCAAUAAAGAAGUAUUGAAUGACGCGAAAUAAUGUACGAUCAUUUGAGUUGAGCGUUUAAUGCAUAUUCAAACAUACAUUUUUACAUUCAUAAGGGAAAUUUGAUUAAAAAGCUAAAAAAUAAGAACCAAAUUAAGUGGCAAUGCAAGUAUCGAGAGUUUUACCAAUAUUUACGUAUUAUAUACAUAGCAACCCUCGAGCUGAAAUCUUAAAAGGAAAAAAAAAAUAUUAUGCGGAGCUGCUAGAUUGAAAAGAAUAUUUCUGUGAAAUAUUUAUUACAAUAAUUUAUACAUACAUAUUAGCAUAUACAAUAACACUUGCGUACAUAGAGGUAUGUGAAGCGUGAGGCGUGCAAACACAAUUUAUUGAACAGUAAUUUUAAUGAAAUUCUGAAAUCUGAGUCAACAUCAUGCAGACAAAUCGUAUAUAUGUAUGAACAAAAUAGGAAUUAUUUGGCUCAUAUUGGUGAAAUUUAUGCGUGUCAUGUGAAAUUUAAUUUGAGUGCAAAAUCAAUUGCAGUAUAUUGCAAUAACAUUAAGCAAUUUAUCAGACAACAAAUAAUAAGAAAAAUACUACCUAAUUUAUAAUAUUGAAAAUACCAAAAAAAUUAAAACGAAUAUGUAUUUAAAAUGGAGACAUAUUUAAGAAUAGCCGACGGGAAGGUAGCCUGUUGAAUAUCACAUCUUCAUUUUCAGGAUUAUGUAAUCGUAUUACGAAAUGUAGUCAAUAUACUUACGCAUAAUUAUAAUUAUUACUACUAACAUUAUCAAACACAUAAGUAAAACCUAAAAAGCAAAUCGACAUCAUUAUAACAAUAAAUAGAAGUAGAAGAUUUACAGUUCAGUCAGAACAAAAAAAAAAAACCUCACCUUUCGAAGGUGAGCUUGAAAAACGAAUUAUUGAAAAAGGAGCACAUGCAAUUCUUAAAAAUUAUACGAGGAAACCGACGUGUGAAAAUGAAAGCAAAAGUAAAGUGAAAUUAUUAUAGAAAAUCUUACUAACGAAAGAAUUUAAUUAAAUAAAACUGUAAAUAAUACUCAUGCACGCAUAAUAUACAUUUAGUUAUUUAAUAUUAUUAACGAUAUGAUUAAUAAUAUUGUAUAAAGACAUAAAAACAUAUAUAAAGAAAUACAAAAACAAUAUAAGAUUAACAUGAAAUUUCUUAAGGUAACAGUAAUAUAUUGAAAUAUUAUUAUUAAAUUAUAAUAUAAAAUAAUAUUAUACGAUAUUAAGUAAAUGAUGAGAACGAAUUGACAACGUUGUAUGAUUUUGAUCAGAAAGUACAUAAAUAAUAAAAUUUUUUCGAUUUGUUAAAAAA
This is a messenger RNA of Bactrocera dorsalis (oriental fruit fly), 20199 nucleotides long. It is a transcript of the gene shakB, whose product is annotated as innexin shaking-B. Bases 5832 to 6950 code for a protein of 372 amino acids. Lineage: Eukaryota; Metazoa; Arthropoda; Insecta; Diptera; Tephritidae. The transcript is spliced from 6 exons. The record is from RefSeq and is a predicted model, not a curated record. Gene Ontology annotation, molecular function: gap junction channel activity. Gene Ontology annotation, cellular component: plasma membrane; gap junction.